ACUUCCCUUUUCACGCCGCAAGGGCGCAGCCAUUUUUUUAUUAAUUUUCGAUUACUAUUUCUAUUAACACGACAGGGUAAAAAUACUAAAUUACGCAUUGGCACUAUUUAAUUUCUAUUUUUCAGAUCGGAACUGCUUGUUUGGAUAAAAUUUGUCUUCUAGUUAGUUUUUAAUUCUAAAAAGGAACAUUUGUCCCUUAAAAACGCCAAACGAAAUUCAAAGUUAAAAUGUAAAAAUCCUUUCGAUUUUUUGUCUGACGUAGUAAUGAGAAAUGAGCAAAAACAACUAUAAUUUUCCCUAAAAAAGAAUAGUUCAUGUUCCUAGGCUGAUGAAACUCUACCAUCUGGUUCUACGAACAGUCUGUAUUGGUUUAGGAAAACCAUCAUUCGGAUUGAUUCGACAAUCAGAUAACCCAAUUAGUAACGUAACUGUUUCACACUAUAUUUGGAGAAGCUCUUCAACUACCAACUGGGGAUCUAAUAAACACAGAAUACGCCAAGUUCAGCUUACAAGAAAACUAGCAAUGACUGAUCCAGCAAUAGAAGCGUUUUUGGCACCCCUGAGGAAAGCUGUUAAAGAGCAGGUACAUUUGUGACUUCAUGAUAUUAUUUCUUUUUUUGGGUCACAAAAUGAAGAACCCAAGAAUUCAAUGCUUAUAGCUGACGUUAGUUGUAGUAUUAGAGUUUGCAGUCUGUUACUACUAACUCUAACUACUUUUGUGAACUACAAUUACAUGUUACUGUUACUGUAAUUUUACUACAUAAGUACAAGUCAUGAUAAGUACAAGUUAAUUUACUGUUACAAAAUACAAUUAAGGCUGCGACUAUUUGUACCCUACCAGGAGUGAGAGGUUGGGAUUAAAAAACUAUUUAAAAUAUUAUUGUUGGGUUUGUAAGACACAAUGACAAUGAGGUAUCAAAUGAAAGAUAAUUGGGCAAUUGGGCUGAUUCUUAGUUUUCACCCUGUGAUGUCAUUUGCGUGUUUUUUAUACUUUAUUGUUGCAAUGAAAAAGGGUUCAGGUUAGGCAUAAGGGAUCGAUUUAGGAUUCAGGUUGGUUAGGCAUAAGGAUCAUUUAGGGUUCAGGUUAUCAUAAGGAUUGAUUUAUGGAUUCAUUAGUGUUAACCAAGAUGGCGGCCAUCGCAGGAUGUUCUCUAAUAAUUUACUGAUAAUUGAAUGGACUAUGUAUAUCUUAUGUUUGUAAACUUACUUCUUCAGUUUAACUAAAAUAAACUACCACAAAUGACAUCCGAAUAGCUUGAGUCUAAUGGUACCCGGGUGCGAAUGGUGGCGCUGCGUGUCUGGGUUCAUUUUAAUGUAUUAUUAGGUGUUGUGUCUCAAUUUUGUGACAGAUGUGUAAAGAUUUAUAUAUAUGGAGUGGGGGUAAAAAGUUAAUUUGACCCCUUUGACAAAAAAGCUAGACAAUGGUUUACAAUCCUGCUUGAGUUCACUGAGCGAAUUGUUUUGCAGAAGAAACCCACUGCCCACAUUUUUUUAUGAAGACCAGAACUAAAGACGCCAAGGUUGGCAAUGCUUUUGGGGGGGAAAAAAAUUUUCAUAAGGAAAAAUUUAAUUUCAACAUUCAGCAAUAGAUUAAUUAACUGUGGCGCUGGUAUUGGAGUGCCAAGAUUAAGAACUGAUAAAUGUUUUUGACCAAAAAAAAAUUGUAAUUAAUGUAAAGUAGCUGAUAAUUCUGUUUUGAUAUAAAUUCACAAUUUACUUUCACACUUCCAUAAGUAUUUGAUUUUAAAUUAGAUUAAUUAUGACUGAACCUUAUUUGUCAGAAAUAAAAACACUUUAAGACAUAAUUUUAAAAAUAAUUAUUUAUUAACAGGGUGAUAUUGUGAAACAAUUAAAAGCUGAUGGAGCUGGUGAUAUUGAUUUACAAAGAGCUGUUGCUGAACUCAAGCAUAGAAAAAAGGCUUUGGAAGAUAAGGUAAUUUGGUGUUAAUUUGCUGUCCUCUUGGAUACAUCAGUUUAUUUUUAUAUUUUAUUAUUUUGUGUUUGCACUGUUCACUGAAGAAGGCUUCUUGCAGAAAUGUUUGUUUUGUUCUAUUCUUUCUUUUUCAGAUUUUCUUUGUUUUAUAUAUUUCAUUUUAAAUUGUACAUGUAAAAUAAUUUUAUGUUUUUUGCUUAUUAUUUUAAGGUUAUAUGGUUUUUAUGGUUAUAAAGACAUAAUAUAUUUUAAUUACAGGAACUUGAACUUUCUCCAAAAGAUGCUUUUGAUCGAUUAAAGAUGGAGGAUCUUUUAAAGCAAAAGUUUUUCUUUGACCAGUCAUUUGCCAUUUAUGGGGGUAUGUACCAAUAUGUAUUUAUCUACAUAAAUUUGAGGAUUCAAUUUUUAAAUUUUAUUUUUGAAAAUACUUUUGUACCUGAAAGAGAAAAAUAAACCUGUAGUGCAUUCAACUGUGUGCAUUCAUUAAAUCCUGUUUUUUUUUUUGAGUUAUCGAAAGAUAUAUCUUUUAGAUGAGCUAUCGUUACCACUUCAGAGUGUAACAUACAAUUUGUCUAAAUUGUUUUCUUUGACCACCAACUGGUAAAUAAGACAUAUUUGCAAUGAUAUUUUAUAUGUGCUAACUUUUAAGUAAUUUUUUUGAUAGGAAAAUGAUUACACCUCUGAAAGUAUUUGGAGAAACAAAUAAGACAUAAAACUUAAGAAUCCAAUAUUCUUACUAAAUCAUGGGGUAUAUGAAAAAAAAUUGAGCAUAGAUGGUACAAAUAACAAUAAUAUUUUGUUGUUGUUUUGGCUCCUAUAUGUCUUAUAUCUAAAGAAUUGUAUUUUGUGGAAGAAGUUAUUGUAUGUCAAUUAUUUUUUUUAACAGGUGUAAAUGGUCUGUAUGACUUUGGCCCUAUGGGUUGUGCUAUGAAAGCUAAUCUUCUUCAGGCAUGGAGGAAACAUUUUAUUCUUGAAGAGCAGAUGCUGGAGGUAGACACAGCCAUGCUUACCCCUGAACAAGUUCUGAAGUUAGUUGUAAUCUUCUUAGUUUUUAAGAUUAAACUUUUUACAAAGUUCUUUUUAAUAAAAAAAAAUGUCUUGAGACAUUACAAAAAAUUGACUUAAUGCACCCCCCACUUCUUAUUCAAAUUAAAAAGGUACUAAUAAGAAACCCUUUGAUAAAAAUUUAUUUUCAAUUUUGUUUACUCAAUAGAGCAUCAGGCCAUGUAGAUAGAUUUCAAGAUUACAUGGUGAAAGAUUUGAAAACUGGAGAAUGUUUCAGAGCUGAUCACCUCAUUGAAGGUAACAAAUUAUUAAUAUUCUGUGCAUGGCAGAAAAAAACCUGGUGCAAGCGUAACUUGGACACCCCUAUACAUUAUCUAACUCAUGCAAGUUAACCUAUACACCUACUCUUGUGGGUUUUAAUAAAAAUAUAUAAUUGUGAACGGUUUAAAAUAAUUAAUGUAUUGUAACUCUCCAGAUAACUCCUAAUAUUUCUACUGGAAGACAAUAUUACAACUCAAAUACAAACAUUUUGAAAAAUUAAUUUUCAGGUUUAUGGUUUGGGGAAGUUUAAAAUUAUUUCAACUGUAUCGAUCAUAGAUGCUAAUUCAUGUCCUAUAAAUGUUACAUUGUAACCAGUGAGUAGUUUCUGAGCCAUCUUAAAGCAAAUACGUUUUUAUACAAUUAAUUUAGAAAAUAUCCUUUAUGAACUUGAUACGGUACCAAUACUUUCAUUUUUGCAUAAAAAUCUAAUAGCUCAUUUGUAACACCAUGUUUGAAUAUAUUUUUACCAAUAAAGUAUUUAUGGAAGAAUACCUUAGACUAUUGUAAUUGGCUUUUAUUUUUAUUUACUAUUUUAAUUUAUUCCUUUCAUACCCGGUAUCUGUUAACAUCCUUAAAGUACUGUUUCGAUAUCAAACAUUUCUUUGAAAUAAUUGUAUACAUGUUCUUCAGUUUUUCAAUCAACAGAUACAUUUGAAAAAAUAAAUGCAUACCUUAAAUUUUGUUUAACAAAUGUUUCCUCUACAUGAUGGUCUUGUUGUGGCUCUAUUUCUUGUUUAAAAUUUUAGCAUUACACCUAAAUGUGCUCCAACAGUUGUUAACAUUUAUUCCUUUUCAUCAUCAUUUAAACAUUUUAUUUGUACAAUUUUUGAAAUAAUUUAUAUCAAGGCUUUUUAUCAAUAUUUUUAAGGAUGUGAUGACUUGAAUUUCAUGGUUUGUCCAUUUAAUCAAUGUAAAAGAUCUUUCGUGUAGUUUUACUCAAAUACAGGAUAAAUUAUUGGCCUAUUUUUGGGCUCGAGUGUUUUAAUUCGGCUCUCCCAUUGUGUAUCACAGACUGGUUUUGAUGAGAAAUUGAUUUUAGAAUUUAUGUGGUAUUUCCAAUAUUUCUGUGGAAGAGUAGUCUCUAAAGAUGGACAAAAUAAAUAUUGAAAUUUUACAUUUCAAAUUAUGUGAUAAAUAGCAAUAGAGUUCAAAACAACCUGGAAAUUUCCAGGUGCUUAAACUGUUUUUGGGUGAAUGGUUAAAAUUUGUUAUCGCACAUCUUAAUUCACCUUUCAGAUUGAGCUGUUUUCAUACCCUUGACCUCCUAAAUAGGCAAUGAUAAAAAUUUUCCAUUGUUUUUUCUUUACUUCUUUAAUCACAAAAAAGUGUUACUGUUCUUAGGCAAUCAUCUAGUUUCACUUCAUAAUUUUAACCUAAAUUACUUAUAAUUUCAACGUGUUAGCCAAUGAAAAGAAAUAAAUUCUAAGAACUUAUGCAAAUAGCUUUUAAUACUCUGUAUUUUGUCUUGAUUAUUAAGCUAAAUUUCUUGUUAUCAAGUUCUCUUAUGAAAUAUUCAUUACUUUGAUGUUAUUAUGAUUAAGUAAUAUUCUUUUUUUAAAAAAAAAAAACAGCAACAUUUGAAAAAAUGUUGGAAGACAAAAAGAUCCCUGAUGAAACAAAGGCGGAGAUACGAAGAUUGCUUCCUUUGGUAAGCAUAAGAGAUAAGAGAUUUAAUCUCUAUCUAUUAAUUGCAUUCUUGGUUUAAUCUUCUUAUAAUAUCUUUCAUUUUUAAAUGCUCUAGUGACCAUAUUGUGCAAGAUUUAAUAAAUGACUAAAUACAAAAGUUAAUAACAGGUUUCGAGGUCGGUUGGUCAGCAUAGCUCAGAAAAUUUGCCAAAUCUGUUGUAGCUGUGAGCCAACUGUGUUUGUGGUUUGGUGGCAAUACAGUUUUAAAUUUAAGGAAAUCAGGUCUUGACAACUAAAGUAUUUUUCUUCUCUGAGAGUAUGGUAACGAGAAAUUUAAAAAGGACAAUAUCUGAAAAGAUACUUAUAGUACAGGUUAUUUACAGUUUGACAAACAUCUAAGUAUAAAUAACUAGCAAGAGACAAAGUGAAUAACUCUUGUAUAACAAAUGUUUUUACAGGUUAUCGACAGUAUGAUAAUCAUUUAAUCACAUGAGAUAACUCUGGAUGUAACAGGUUAUUCAAAGUAUGACGAAAAUACGUAACAAUAAACAUUUUUCAUAAUGAUUAAUUAUAAUAGAAGACACAAAAUGAGUAUCCAGUGGGUAAAUGAAAUGAUCCGUUAAUAAUAUUUAAUUUUACAGCAGUUAUGCUGUGAGGUUUAGUUUAAAUGAGAAGUACACGGGUUUGCGCUCUGAAUCUAUUUGAGAUGCAAGGCGCCUCGGGUACAAUCUCAAUAUAUUUAUGUUAGCAAUUAUCCCAAACCUUUUUUAAUCAUGGAGACCCUGAGGUACUACAUGAGAGAGUAAACCUAUGAUUCUACAUAUUCUACAUAAUUAGCUAUGACAUUUAUCAUCUAUAUAAACUUAACCAUAUAGUAGUACAUUUAACUAUAAUGAUAUGACCGUUAGGAUUCUACAAUCGCAGACACCAAGUCUAUAUUAUGUAGGACUUAACACAUAACAUUAUAUUCAACUUGAGCUCUACAAAGUAUAAUUAUUAUUUGGAUACUGGUGUACACGCUAAGUUUUAAACUUAGCACAUUACAGCAUGUAACUAGAACAAUAUAAAUUAUAGUUGUUAUUUGUAAACCCACAUACAAGCCGUACUAUAAAAGACAUGGCGUGCGGCCAUAUGUCUAACUAUGUUGAUAUCACUGUUAAAAGUUACUUUCCAUGAGCCUAACAAGUAAUUAAACUCAAACAAUCCUUAACAUGAUCAGUUAUGAACAUUAAUUGCCCAUCAAAAAAACAUAAUAAAAUAUACUCACACAAUAACGAUAUAACACAGCGGCCAGAUAGGCCGGUAAAAUGACAUAACUAAUGUUGCUUGCUACAAGUCAUCUCUAUCAAUUCAAAAUGAGCAUCAUACCUGCCUGAUAUAGGACAUGGGAACAAUGAUGUCAGCGUCAUGUCAUGGAACGGUCACUCUCCAUGCAUGAAUGACCAAACAAGGUUAGGGCUCAGCUCAUAGCAUUGUGCUACUUUUAAUUUCGGUGGAUUUGUAUUUAUUAUAGUAUAGUCAGGGGUUUGCCAACAGCUGUCAAAGUGACACUCAUAGUGUGUUACCUUACACACUGAGAGUGUGUUACCUUAUUACUGUUAAGUGGCACCUUGCCACACUUUAUAGCACUGUGUAAAGAUUCUAUGACUAAUUAUUCUUUAUUAUGUACACAUGUUUGCAUGAAAUCCUAAUCAGUACUACCCUUUACCUCUCAACAGACAUGUAAUACAUAGAUGACUAUGAAAACUAGUAAUUUAUUAUAUUUGUAAUCACCUGUUUUCUCUACAGAUUGAUGGCAUGAGUAAGGAUGAUAUGGGUAGGACACUUAGAGAAUACAAAAUGAAGUCCCCAAUAACUGGCAAUGAUCUCACAGAUCCUAUUGAGUUUAAUCUUAUGUUUGCAACCUCCAUUGGCCCUACUGGUCAAAUCAAAGGGUCAGUAAUAACACUGUUUUUGCAUCCUUAGAUGGCAUCUCUCUUGUAAUUAGGGGACAAACUUAAGCACUUAAGAAAGAAACUAUUUAAUUGAAGAUGAAGUAGUAACAAAAUUUUGUUUAUAUCUCAUGAUGACUGAUUGUAACAUUAUAUUAAAGUGAAUAUAUCUUUGAUGGAAAGAUAAGGGCCAAGUAAAACAAAUAGAAUAGAAAAAUUUACCCUCAUGCAUUAUAGCAGCGUACAGUAGAUGAAAUAUUGAUCUUAACAGCACUUUUUCAGUUAGUAACCAGAAUUGUUACAAUUUUGUUUUAGAAAUUUAAUUAAGCUUCUCUUUUAUUUAAUAAGUUAAAUUUUUUUCAGGUAUUUACGCCCUGAAACAGCACAAGGUAUUUUUGUAAAUUUCAAGCGUUUGCUUGAGUUUAAUCAGGGGAAACUUCCUUUUGCUGCAGCUCAAAUAGGAAAUUCAUUUAGAAAUGAAAUUUCCCCAAGAUCAGGUCUCAUUCGUGUGAGGUAAGAUGUACAAACUUUGAGUAUUAUUAUUCCAAUAGUAAACAAAGACUGUGUCAAUCUUAAAAGUAAAACAUUAGUUGAAAAAAGGCCAGCUUUGAAGAUAAUGUCUGUCACAUAUCUAAUAUUUAGAUAUCAAUUUUGUUUCGUAAAAAUAAUGUAUUAUUUGUUAAAUAGAAAUAACAGGAAGUUAAGGAAUUAUGGGAUGGAAUAGUCAGAGUUAACGGUCAAGGCGGUUGGCAAGGAUUCAUAUAUAUUUGGUGCUGGCCAUGUUUAUUCUAGUUAUAGAUCAAUAUCUUAAUAUUGAUUUGUGAAGUAGACCAAAGAAGUUAUAAAUGUGAUACCUAUAUUUAUUGUGAUCUUUAGUAACAUUAUUUCAUGUGAUGUGACGUAUUCAAGUAUUAAAUAUAGAGUGAUGCAAAUAGUUAUUUGUGUUUUAUUAUUAACUAUUGAUGGACGACUGUGAUUCAGGACAAGUAAUACAUGUAAAUUAUUAAAAGUAACGUAAUCAAAAUCAACACAUAUAUAUAUGGUACGUUACAAUGUCCAAUGUUUAAAGUAUUAAAUUGCCAUACAACAAAAGUGAUACUGUACAUUUUGACUCCUUAAGUUAUCUUAGAAAAAUGAAUAAUCUGUAAAUAUAUCUUUUUAGUUAAUUUGAUAAUAAACAGCACAUUAUAUUUUUUUGAGAAACAGAAAUAAUCAUUUCUAGAAAAUUUACUAAAUUGUUAUAUUUCAUUCCUCAGAGAGUUUACUAUGGCAGAAAUUGAACAUUUUUGUGAUCCAUCAGACAAGAGCCACCCUAAAUUUUCAAAUGUAGAAAAUCUUGAAAUGACUUUAUACUCAGGUUGCAACCAGAUGGAUGGCAAACCUCCUGAAAAGAAAACUAUUGGUGAAGCAGUUAGAUCUGUAGGUAUUUUACUGAUUAUAGACAGAUUUUGUAUUAACAAACUAAAAUAAUAAUUUUUUUACAUCAAUUUAAUUUUUAAAAUUAACUAAAUAUUAAGAAGCACAUUGUAAUUAGACAUGUGAAAAGCAUUUGAAGUGAGAUUUCUAACCAAUGUCAUAUUUUUAAACAGAUAAUCAGUAAAGCUAUCAAAUUUUUCCCAUUUAGAAACUGGUUGCCAAUGAGACAUUAGGUUAUUUCAUGGCCAGAAUUCAUCUUUUCAUGGUGAAGAUGGGUGUAGAUCCAGCACGCCUAAGAUUCCGUCAACAUUUGUCCAAUGAAAUGGCACACUAUGCUUGUGAUUGCUGGGAUGCAGAAUGUAAAACCUCCUAUGUAAGUGACACAUUACCUUUCACUUAAACUAAUGGCACUACAUGCACAUUAUGGAGUGAAGCGAUGAACUCAAAACUUUAUUUUUCAGGGGUGGGUUGAAUGCGUUGGAUGUGCAGACAGAUCCUGUUAUGAUCUAACACAGCACACAAAAGCAACAAAUGUUAAACUUGUGGCGGAGAAACAGUUGCCAGCUCCUAUAUCCUUUUAUAUAAUCUCAAGCAUUAAUGUGCUCUAUUUGACUAAAUAUGCUGUUAAAAUCUACAAAAAAAUAUUAAGUUGUUCACUGCAACUAGAUUUCAAGAAUAGACAUAAAUAAAUAUUAAAUAUUCACAUGUUGGAAAUAUAUCAUUAUGACAGCCUUGAAUUUUAUCUGUCAAUGUGUCAACAUUUUCUUAAGAUAAGUUAAUAGCAAUAUUAAUGAGUGAUCACCUUAACACUUAUCACAAAACAAUAGAUGUGACAGAAUGUGUACCACAGAAAAGUGCUCUUGGCAAAGUGUUCAAACAGGAGGCCAAGCUUAUAACUGACUAUCUGACAAAUGUGGCAACAGAUGAGAUCAAUAGCCUAGAACAAACUAUGAAUGAGAAAGGGUGAGGGUUGCAUUUUACUACUAUAUACCCGGUACUUACUUAAUUAUGUCUUUUUCCCUGCCUGGGACAUAGGCUAUCUACAAGAAUUUUCCAUUCAUCAUGGUUCUGUGAUUUCCUUUUCAGUUUCUUCCAGGUCUAUGCAAUAAUUUGUGUGUCUGCCUCUAGCUUUGGCCUUCCUCUCUUCCUUUUUCCCUGUGGAUUCCAUGUUAGCGCUUGGCAGGUGAUGCUAUCUGGGGGUUUACAAAGAGUGUGCGCUAUCCACCUCCAUCUUUUCCUUAUUUCUUCAGCAACAAGCUCUUGGUAUGUCCUUUCCAGUAAGUCUUUGUUGUUGCUCGAUGUUGUUCUCUAAGUUUUGGCUCCAUAUAGUAGGACUGUUUAAAACAUUCGUGUUGAAAAUUCUCACUUUGGUUUGCAGAGUCAGCUCCUUUUUUUUAACUCCAAUAUUUUCUUCAAUAGCCCAAAUGGGGACCUAGCCUUACCAGUUGUAUCCCUUACAUCAUCAUUUAUGCCAAUGGUGCUGCCCAAGUAUGCAAAGGGCUCCACUUUUUCAAGUGCAUUUCCAGCCAAGGAGAUAUGCCCUUGGUUUGCUGAGUUUACCUUCAUGAUCUUUGUCUUGCUUUUAUUUAUAUUGAGUCCGAGCUGUGCUGAAAUGGUGGCUACAUCUUUUGUCUUUUCCUGUAUUUGUUGCUGGUUGUGGGACGAAAUCUAAGUCAUUUAGUUGUUCCCAGGGUGUCCACUGUAUUCUGUUCAUCUUAGCCUGUGGAUUCUUUCAUUAUCCAGUCAUUGGCAAGGAUGAAUCAGAAGGGGGCUAAGAGACAUCCUUGUCCAACUCAUGGGUUUCCACUUUAAACUCAUCUUUGAGUUUACCUUCAUGUACCAUCCUGCGUGUCAUUUCUUCAUAAGAACUCUGAAUGAUCCUGACCAGUUUUCCUGGUACCCCAUAAUGCCAAAGAUUUUCCACAAGGUUUGUCGGUCCAUGCUAUCAAAGGCCUUCUCGCAGAUGAUUCAUUUUACUACCAUGUCUCUUAAUUCUUGUGUUAUAGAUGAGCAAUAAAGGGGGGUGUUUUAAUAUAAUAUACAAAUUAUAUAAGUGGUUGUACCACAAGUCUGCCACUUCUAAAGAUUAAUACUCAAAAGGGUCGAGAUUCAAUCUCUUAGGACCCUGGCUGUGAAACAUGGCCCAGUAGUCCCUGGGGACUCCGGCCAUGCAACUCGGCCCAAGUAAAAUUGGGUUUGGAACAGCUUUACUUCCUCUCCGGUGAUGACGUUGCGUUGCCACCACCACCGCCUGGGAUCUGUACGUUUUCCUUGGUGUGGGACGGCUUCUUUCCACUCCGGGAGUAGUUUCUGGCCUUAACUUUUCCUCCCACCGCCCUAAGAGUCGUCCGGGCAAGUUUUGUUCCCAACGAUUUGUUUCCCUCCGGGGAAGCGUUGCGUUGCCCCUUGCUCGCAGCUCCGGGAGCUUUCCGGACUGUGAAACGGCUUUAACUUCCUCUCCGGGGGAGAUGUUGCGUUACCUCGGCCCACCGUUCUGGGAGCUGUUCGGACUGGACAUGUCGGGACGAAACGGUCGCCUAAGGGUGGCUUUCUCAGGGCCACGUCUUUUUAAUCACUGGCAAGGGUUUAGGCGGUCACCCUACUGCCUCAUACCCGUCACCGGCAACACGUAAUCAUGUUAGCGCUUAACUUCCGUUGCGUUAGAAGUCAUGCGUUUUGCAAGAGAGUUAUUGGGUUUGAGCAAAAUAUCUUCCUCCCAGUGAAGGGGGGCUUUGCGUUACCACCCCCUAGCUCAGUGGGUCUUCCGAUUUGGGACGUGUGAUGUUUGGCUUCUGGGAGCACGCCCAUACUAGUCUUCCGCGCCGCGAAGAGGCAGAUCACGUGCGACAUUGCCUCGAGCAUGGCAAUGUGACCUUCCCGAGGGAAAAGUCGAAGAAGUCUGCCACUAAUUACUUUCAUUGCACUAUAAAGCUACAUAAUUUUUUUGUUUAAAUUGUCGAAAAGGAACAAAUGACUAGAGAGAUUUUAUUGUUGCAUUUAAAAAAAGGAAAGAUAGGUCAAUGUUCAAAUUUUAAAAUGAAAAAUUUCAAUUAAAAAAUAACUUAGGGUUUAAUAAUUUAAAACUGAGUCAAUUUUAUCAAUGGUCCAUUUUUUGCUGUAAAUAAAAAAUCUAGUACAAAAGGAUGAUCCCUGGGUGUCAGGACAAUGUGACUAUAGGCAAUGUUCCCUUUAAGCUGCGCGGCUGCAGCUGCGUGGCCGCGCAGUAAUCUCACAGACACCGUGCAGCAGUUUUGAGUACCCCGCAGCUAAUCUCCACUUAAGUGUGUGUUUGUGUCUGUAGGCUGUAAAAUUUUGCGCACAAAAAAAUUGAUGCUGUAAAAAUUUGCAUAAAAGUUUAUGAUUUUGCUCACGAACCAACAAACCUUAGAGGGAACAUUGACUAUAGGGAUGUUUUAAUUAGGAAGCAUAGGCCAUAUUCACUGUAAAGGCCUUUUCUAAUGGCUCUGCUCAUUAUGUUAGGCACAGGUCAAGGAUCACUAAAGAGCUGCUGCUAAUGGAUUUGAGUUGUGGAUUAAGUGCAUACUCCCAAAUGAUAGAAAUUAUGCACACUAUCAUUGAAGGGGGUAUUUUAAGAAAUCUGUUUUAUUAAAGUCUGUUGUACACUGAUGUUCUGCUGCAUAAAUUGUUUUAAAUGCAAUUAAUUCCCUAGUAAUGGUUUGCUGUUUAAUAUUUUUUUUAUGUUAUCAAUCAUUUUACAGAUCUGCUGAAAUAAAUAUUGGAGGCAAAUCUUUCUCCCUCACUAAAGAUAUGGUCCAAGUGAAGAGAUACCAAAAAACAUUACAUGGUGAGCACUCCUCUUAAUUAGGUCUGUUAUGACUUUGAUUUAAAAUCAUUUCUUAAUGAAAAUUAUGUUAUCAGUUGGGCUUGGAGCAAAAACAGGUUAAAACACAGCGGUAAAAUUUUCAUCUUGUGUCAUCACCUCUAUUCUCGACAGCAGCUAACUCUGCUUGAAUCAUUGACUGCUUCCAAUUAUUGACUGCUUCCGCUUUCCUUUAGGGCUGUAUAGUGAUUACAGCUAUGUGCUGCUGUAUUCUUUUUUUAAAGUGGGUUUGAGGGGUAGGGGGUUUAAUGACCCCUGUAAAGUCAUCUCCAGGCUGUGUGCUGCUUAUGCUUAGGACUUUGACCAAUGACCAUAUAUUAGUGAUCACAGUACCUGAUCCCAUUAUAUUUUUAUCAUGUUUGAUGGAAUGAUCUAGGCGGUGAAUGUCUGGCAUGAAAAUUUUGUAAUUUUCCUUGUUAUCCAUGCAUAAUUGGUAGGUUGCAAUGAAACUGGCUUGCACAGUUUAACUGUAUGAUUUAUGUUUGUACUUUACCAUGUUGAAGACAACAUUGAAAUAGUUUUGAAGCCUUGGCAGCUGUACUUUUUACAAUCAUUGUUGGGAAGCAAUCAGUAAGGUAUCCCAAUGUCUUGGGUUUAAAAUCCCGGCGACACUGAAUGUCCAUAUCUGGGGAAUAAACAAGUUCUAUAUGAAAGCUAACAAAUGCAAAAAUAGUCGGAUGUGCAGGAUAAUCUCGGAGCAAAAAAAAAAAGGUACAAUAAAAAAAAUUGUACAUAUCAGAAGACAAGUUCAGUUUCUAGACACUUGAACUCAUUGUGUUAUUUUAUGUUUUUCAGUUGAAGAAAUCGUCCCAUCAGUCAUUGAACCAUCUUUUGGGAUUGGGAGAAUUAUGUAUUCAAUCUUUGAACACAAUUUCAGAAUUAGAGAGGGCGAUGAGCAAAGAACAGUAAGUCAUCAGUUCAUAUAGUGAUGCUCAUAUAUAUUAUACAAUAAAUUAAUAUAAACUUCCUUAAGGGCAGUUCUUAAUUUUUUACAAAAAGUUAAUUUUUUGUUUAUGUCAUGCAAGCUAUUUUGUUCCAACUUAGAUUCAAAUUAUUUGUAUGUUUUUCCUUCUACAAGUACCUAUCAUUGCCUCCAUUGAUUGCACCCUACAAAUGUUCUGUGCUGCCUCUCAGUCAAAAUCCUGAUUUUAACCCCUUCGUUCAGACACUGUGUAAGUUUUACAAUUUAUGUCAUGAAAUCAGUAUACAAAAAUUUAACAUAUACUAGAUUUAUUCAUUAAAUAUUGAUGACUUCCUUGGUCACUGUUACAUCUUUUAAUAUUUAUUAAAAAUUAAUUUUGUGUGUUUCAUUUAUUAUUUUGUUAGCAUUUUAAUAUAUAUUUUAUGUGAAGGAUUUGAUUUUGAAAAAGAACAUUAAAAAAAGUAUACGAGGUUGUUUUUUUUUCCCACAGCCUCUGCAUUGACCAAUUUGGAUAUAUCUCAUAAAGUUGAUAACAGCAGUGGUUCCAUAGGACGUCGUUACGCCAGGACUGAUCAGAUAGCUAUACCAUAUGGAAUAACAGUUGACUUUGACAGCUUGAAAGAACCUCACUCAGCAACUCUUAGAGAGAGAGAGAGCAUGAAACAGAUCAGGGCACCUGUAAGAUAGCCAAUUCUAACUUCUAGAGCUGUUUUCUUUUUAGUUUUAUAAUAAUUGAUGCAUUAUUUUAUCGUUAUUCAUAUAUUUCAAUAAUUAUAAAAAAAUUAUCCUUUGAUUUAGGUUUCUGACUUGCCUCAAAUUGUCAAAGACUUGGCAGAUGGAAGACGAACAUGGGAAGAUGUCCUAAACAACUAUCCUGUAUUUGAACAGCAAGAAUCAACCAAGGCAGAUUAGGAAGUCAGCUUCUUUUCUCCAGUGGCUAUAUUCUGAUACAUUUUUUGACAGUUGUACUUAAUGGUUUUUGGAUCAAAUUGCUGAGACAUUUCCUGUGUCACGUAUCAUUGGGCUAAUAAUAUUUGGUCACAUUGUAUCUGCAAUGCGCUACCAAAAAUUAUAAAUACAUUAUAAAAUGUUGGCUUUUUAUUAACAAACCAUACUCACAAGCUACAAAAGUUAAUAUAAUCGCUUAAAUUUUUCUUUACUUAAAAAGUUGUUUACAAUUUGUGGUGUUUGAAGGAGUAAUUGAUCAUUUAAAAUUUUCAGAGUUCAUGUAAUUUAAAGCUGUUAUGGUUAUUCAGUUUCAAGAAGUGGUGAUGGUGUUUGAUUUUGGUGAGGGAAUUUUUAAAAGGUUAUGGCUAUAUAAAUAAUUAUGUAGUGAAUUCAUUAACAAAAAGAAAUUUCUAUCUUGAAUAUGAGACAUCAGAUCUUGAAGUAAAAGCAAAUUAAUUUGAAACAUUUAGUUCCUAGCUUGAAAUGAAAGGCAGUGAUAUGAAACAUCUAUAUGAUCUUAUUUUUCACCCAUGUUUUACCAUUGGAGGACUUCUUUUUUAUUUAUGGUUACUUCCCUAAUUGCAUUUUAGACUUUUUAAUACAAAAAAUAUCAAUGGUAUAUCCCACCUGUUUUUCUUUUUUUUUUCUUUUGUCUUAUUUCAGAAUACUUUUUAAUCACUAUACUAACACCAAGCUUUAAUUUUGUACGGUUUUAAUUGUUUAUAGAUUUAUUUUGUGUUUGUCUCCCAGUAAAGUACUUUGAACAAGCCACAUAGUAGAUUUUAGAAUCAAAAAUCAUGAGGGAAAAAAAAUGCUUUUUUGUUUUAGAUUAUUUACUUGGGUUAAAGUUGACAUGUUAUUUAUAUUUCAAUACUGUCUCCUCUAAUGUGAUCUACUGAAGUGUUUUUUUUUAAAUUUUCAGUACCUUAGGAUUUUUAUCACAUAACUUUUAUUAAAAGUUUUAUAAGUUUAGCAGUUUGAAUAUUACUCCAUAACUGCUGAAGUGGCUACAAAAUGUAUACGGUAAUAAAACGCUUUAUGUUAUGAAUUGAAAAACAUUUAAAACAUUUUGAGUGAUGAGGUAGCCCUUAGAAUAAAUAAAAUGUUGAUUAUAAUAUGGAUAAUUGAUUACGUUCUCCUGUGACCUUUAAAAAAUGCACAUUUGAGCACAAAUUAGUUUUUGUUAUGACCAUGACUUUAGCCUUAUGAAUUUGACAGGUAAUUACUGCAAUUAUUGUCUGACUAUUCGCAUUAUGAAUGACAUAAGAAUUACCUUUUUAAAUACUCCUAUGUUAAAAUAGAUUCCAGUGCAGUGUUCUUAUGACUGUCAAAAUAAAUAUUUCCAAAUAAAAGGCAUGCCAAUUCAUUAUCAUUAUUCAUUUUUGUUCAGCUUUACUUUAAAUUUGUUUCUCAGUUUUUUUUGUCGAAACCAAAAGGAACUGAAUUUUGAAAAUACUUAAUUAGAUUUUUUUAAAAUCUUGUACCUGAUAUGAAUGUUUAAAAUGCCUUGAAUCUUAAUGGCAUGUAAGCUAUUCCUGUAGGUCAGUUUUCAAGAGUCAAUUCUGUAAGUUUUUAAUUUUACAACUGUAUUGCAUUUAAGGUACCAGCAUGACUUUUUGUCUGUGAAAUAAAUAUGUUCUUCUUUUGUAAAGACUGUUAAAGUUAAAGCAUU
This is a messenger RNA of Lymnaea stagnalis (great pond snail), 15615 nucleotides long. NCBI's taxonomy places the organism in Eukaryota, Metazoa, Mollusca, Gastropoda, Lymnaeidae. The record is from the annotation of a GenBank genome assembly.